AUGACUGAAGAUAUUGAAGUUACUCAUGAAGACCAGCAAAGAAUAAACAGCUUUGCGACAUGGAAUCUAAAGUUCAAGGAUUAUACAUCGGAUUAUGAACAAAAGAAGAAAGAAUUAGCAAAUAUUGAUGAUGCUGAAGACGAGUUAAUUGUUGUUGACGAAAGCACUCAUCCAUAUAUCAUUGGUGAGACGUUUUUUCACUUACCUAGUGAUAAGAUUUCAGAGGAGCUUUCAGCAGCUAAAGAAAAAGUACAGUUACACAUUUUGGACCUUGGAGAACGCAUCAAUGACUGUAAAGUGCACAUGAGUAAAUUAAAAAAAGAACUGUAUGGUAAAUUUGGGAAUCAUAUAAACCUUGAAGAGGAUUAA
This is a messenger RNA of Heterobilharzia americana, 369 nucleotides long. The record is from the annotation of a GenBank genome assembly. Lineage: Eukaryota; Metazoa; Platyhelminthes; Trematoda; Strigeidida; Schistosomatidae.